AUGGCAAACAGCUACCCGCCGCGAUUGCCUGUCGUCCACCAACACCCACCCCCAAUACAGCGCAUUCUCCCCCGGCGAAGAGAAAGCGACGUCCCAAGCAAACGCCCUCGACGUGUCCUGCGCUCAGAGUGGAGUCGUCCGCGCAUGCGAACCUCCUAA
This is a messenger RNA of Plenodomus lingam JN3, 159 nucleotides long. RefSeq lists its product as uncharacterized. The record is from RefSeq and is a predicted model, not a curated record. NCBI's taxonomy places the organism in Eukaryota, Fungi, Ascomycota, Dothideomycetes, Pleosporales, Leptosphaeriaceae.